Molecule: messenger RNA, 741 nt
Organism: Phaeoacremonium minimum UCRPA7
Lineage: Eukaryota; Fungi; Ascomycota; Sordariomycetes; Togniniales; Togniniaceae
Product: putative u2 small nuclear ribonucleoprotein a protein
Exons: 5
Coding region: 1-741 (246 amino acids)
Biological process (GO): mRNA splicing, via spliceosome
Cellular component (GO): U2 snRNP
Molecular function (GO): protein binding; U2 snRNA binding
Source: RefSeq, a predicted model, not a curated record
AUGAGGCUGACGGCGGAACUCAUCCAAAACUCCCUCUCCUACCUCAAUCCUCUGAAGGAGAGGGAGCUGGAUCUCCGAGGUCACAGAAUACCGGCGAUUGAGAACUUGGGUGUCGCAGGCCCGCAAGAUGCCAUAGACUUCACCGACAACGACAUCCAGAUACUGGGAAACUUCCCCCUCUCCCCGCGGAUACAGACGCUGCUGCUGGCGCGGAACCGUGUCUCCAGCAUUCAGCACAACCUGCCGACCUCGAUACCGAACCUGAAAAACCUCGUCCUGACAGCGAACAACAUCGCCGAGCUGGCAGACCUGGAUGUUCUGGGGAAGUUUGCGCGGUUGACGCAUCUGGUGCUGGCCGAGAAUCCAGUGACUAAGAAAGAGCAUUACCGAUAUUGGGUUAUAUGGAGGUGUCCCGCGCUCCGCUUCCUCGACUAUCAGAAGGUGAAACUGGCAGAGCGGGAGAAGGCAACAGAGCUGUUUGGCACGGCAGAGGAGCCAACGGAACUGGCGUCAAAGGUAAUGGGUGUCAAGUCGAAGACAUUCGACGUCUCCCUGGCGAACGGGGGCGCGGGGACCUCGUCAAGACUGUCACGCAUCAAGCUCACGGACAAGGAGAAGAAGAGGUUACAGGAGAUGAUCAAGAAGGCGGACAGCUUGCAGGAGAUUAUGAGGCUAGAGAAGGAGCUGAACGAGGGCCGGAUUCCGGCGGGCAUCCAUGUGGACGACGAGAUGGAGGAAUAA